AUGGAACAACACGAGGCAAGACCUUUGCAGUUGGUGGUGACCAGGCGAGUGGGGGGCCAAGUGACGGCGAGCAAGGCCAUCAGUGACCAUGCCACGGUCGAGGCCUUCAUCGAGCUCGUCACCGCCUUUGCACCUCCCCGCUCCCCUCUCACCCGCUCCGUCAACUUCGCGCCGGGUGUGGAGGUGACUGAGGUCCAGCUGCCGGCUGGGGUCGACUGGGGCGUGUUCCGGCAGACGCAGGGCAAGGUGGAGCUCUGGGGCGACAACAACCUGCGCGACGCCACCGUCGCCGGCACGCACCUGGCCUUCUUUCCCGACCUGGCCACCGGCAAGGAGAUCGUCAAUGCCAUCAAGGCUCUGUAG
Acanthamoeba castellanii str. Neff is the source of this 363-nucleotide messenger RNA. RefSeq lists its product as uncharacterized. The record is from RefSeq and is a predicted model, not a curated record. The coding region runs from base 1 to 363 and encodes 120 amino acids. The transcript is spliced from 2 exons. Lineage: Eukaryota; Discosea; Longamoebia; Acanthamoebidae.